This is a messenger RNA of Trichomonas vaginalis G3, 1368 nucleotides long. Its product is annotated as cellular component assembly. Gene Ontology annotation, biological process: regulation of gene expression. The record is from RefSeq and is a predicted model, not a curated record. Lineage: Eukaryota; Parabasalia; Trichomonadida; Trichomonadidae. Gene Ontology annotation, molecular function: chromatin DNA binding; RNA polymerase II cis-regulatory region sequence-specific DNA binding; protein binding. The transcript has a single exon. Bases 1 to 1368 code for a protein of 455 amino acids.
AUGGCAGACGUAGGUUCCGCUACCAAGGAUAUUACUCAAGCAAUCGAGCAAGCCAACAAAUAUCUUGAGUUUGUAUGGUCCUCGAUUGCUUCCACAGCAAAAGAAAUGGGAUCGAAGAGUAUAACAAAUCUUGCGAUCCGUAGAACUCUAUCCUACAAUCCACAAAAUCAGAAAAUCUUCGAAACAGCACCCAGAAUUAAAGAAGGCUCUCAAAAAUUGUGCGAUAUCAUAUCGCGCGACUUACAAGAUCUUCAAAACAAUCCAAAUAAUUAUCAAGCGUGGAUUCAAGUUGGUAAAGCAUAUUUAGCACUUAGUGACUUCACUAAUGCAUAUUGUUCAUUUACACAUGUUCUUCGCAUUAAUCCACAAAUUCAAGAUCCAUAUUUCUGGUAUGCAAUUGCCUGUGUUUACCAGCAUUUUCAAUAUAACGAGGAUGCACUGAAAUUUUUCAAGAACAUAGGAAGCCUUGCAAAUUCGAAACAAGACUUUCCUCUUUAUUCAGAUUAUCAUUUACGUUUAGGAUUGCUAUAUAGAUCAUUACGCCAGUAUUCACAGUCUUCCGUGGAAUUGAAUCUCAUUCUCAAAUGUCCUCCUUUAGGAUUAACGGAAGAUGAUAUUAAUUUUCAGAUAGCUUUCACUCAACUUGCUGGUGGACAACAAGAUUUAGCUCUCCGCGAAUUCAAGAACCUAUGCGAUAAAUACCCAAAGUCUCAUAAAAUCGUUCAACAAUAUACAUGGUCGUUAUCAUUCUGCAACGACGAUCAAUCAUUGAAUGAAGCCCAACGCAUCAUUGACUUACACCCCGAAUUAAACGAUGAUCCGCUCAUCAAUUUCGUGCUCGCGCGCCUUGCAUUAAAGCGUGGCCAAAUGGAAGUUGCUUACAAGAAAUACUGCGGCUGUAUACCUGACUGGUGCGAAUCUCCAGUAUUUUGGUGCGGACUUGGAGUUCUUUACUUCAAGAAUGACCAAAAGCAGGACGCAUUAAUCGCAUUUCAAAGAGCGCUUUACCAAAAGGCAGAAAUUGUCGAGGCUUGGCUAAAUCUCGGAUUUAUAUUCGAACAGCUUGACAAUCCAAGCAACGCGCAAAAGAUUUACGAAGCUGGAUGCCAAAAUUGCAGAAAUUCUACAAGACUCGAGGAAAGAUUAAAUAGACUUAGCAACCCGAAUUCUAGGAACCAGGUGAAAUUAGAUAUCGAAGAAAUAAAGGAUUCUCGGUUCUUUAAUCAGAUUGGAGACUUACAAGCUCAAAUGAUACUUAGAAUUCCACCUCCUAUCCCUGCAAAUACAAUUAUUCCUGACGAGGCGUCAGCCAGAGCUAUAGAGGACCUUAGAUCACCUUAUGAAACACUCUUUUCUAAUGAUCAAUAA